This is a messenger RNA of Heterobasidion irregulare TC 32-1, 183 nucleotides long. RefSeq lists its product as uncharacterized. NCBI's taxonomy places the organism in Eukaryota, Fungi, Basidiomycota, Agaricomycetes, Russulales, Bondarzewiaceae. The annotation marks the transcript as partial. The transcript has a single exon. The record is from RefSeq and is a predicted model, not a curated record.
UUGUCGUCAGUCGGGUGGGGACCGACCGUGUUCGGUAAUAGUCGGCGUCUUCGGUACUUGUCUAGCGCUGUUCGGUAUCUCCCCAAAGCUUCCCAAAUACCUCCCUCGGAACCUAGCGCGGGUGCAUGCUCAUCACCGGCCUCAAAAUAUAUUGUUAAACAUGCACACCGGCUCAGAAUGUAA